This is a messenger RNA of Rosa chinensis, 864 nucleotides long. RefSeq names its product L10-interacting MYB domain-containing protein-like. Bases 1 to 864 code for a protein of 287 amino acids. Lineage: Eukaryota; Viridiplantae; Streptophyta; Magnoliopsida; Rosales; Rosaceae. The transcript has 2 exons. The record is from RefSeq and is a predicted model, not a curated record.
AUGGCCUCUAAUGAAAUGGAAGUCGAUGACAAAGCCGAAUGGUCUGCUAAGAAUGAAGGAAAAUUCAUUCGUAUUUUGCAUGAGCAUGUGAAAAAAGGAGAUAUGCAAACAUCCACUUUCAAAAAGAAAAUUUGGAUGGAAAUAAGUGAUGAGUUGUUUGCUGAAACUAUGAAAAGAUACAAUGUGGCACAACUCAAGUCUAAGUUCAAUAGACUACGCAAAAAACAUCGUGAAUUUUCUGAUUUGAUUGAGCAUACCGGAUUUGGAUGGGACCCUAUUGCAAACAUUGUUACUGCAUCAGAGGAAGUAUGGGCUACUUAUAUUAAGAGAGUACCGGGAGUGAAGCCCUAUCGUAAGAAAGGCUUGGAACAUUAUGAAACUUUAGGGGAAAUAUUCAAUACUACUACUGCAACGGGUCAACUACAUUAUGCCUCUAGCCAGCUCCCUCCCAAUUCAGAUGAUGAGCGCGAGUUAGAGAAUAAGUUUCUUAACAAUGGAGUUCACAUCAAUCUUGAUGAGGAUUUCGAUGUUAAUAAUCAAAAUGAGAUCAGAGGGAAAAGAAAAGCUGUGACAGAGGCUCCACCUUCAGAGCGUCGAACAAAAAAAUGGGACAAAAUGGAAGCCUACUUAGAAAUUUGUGGUGAAGUGAUGAAAGAAAAGCUACAACAAAGAAAAGAAAAAAAUGCUGAAGAGAAUAAGGAGAAGUACUCCAUUGAAGAGUGUGUGCAAAUUGUGGAAACAUUGGGAGACAUUGAUCAUGCCACAUUUAUUAAAAUGAUGGAUAAACUUAUAGUUGUUGAAUGGAGGAGGCUUUUCCUUACCAUGUCAAAUGAAAGAAGGAGAGCUUGGCUAGCUAAUCUCUAG